Messenger RNA from Oxyura jamaicensis (ruddy duck), 576 nucleotides. RefSeq names its product charged multivesicular body protein 2a-like. Gene Ontology annotation, cellular component: ESCRT III complex; multivesicular body. The transcript is spliced from 2 exons. Lineage: Eukaryota; Metazoa; Chordata; Aves; Anseriformes; Anatidae. Bases 67 to 351 code for a protein of 94 amino acids. Gene Ontology annotation, biological process: endosome transport via multivesicular body sorting pathway; protein transport; late endosome to vacuole transport. The record is from RefSeq and is a predicted model, not a curated record.
CCGGCCACCCAAGGUGUCCCCCCGUCCCCCACACCCAACCCCGGCCCUCAGGACGCGGUGAAGAUCAUGGCGAAGGACCUGGUGCGGACGCGGCGCUACGUGAAGAAGUUCAUCACCAUGAGGGCCAACGUCCAGGCCGUGUCCCUCAAGAUCCAGACCCUCAAAUCCAACAACUCCAUGGCCCAGGCCAUGAAAGGUGUCACCAAGGCCAUGGCCACCAUGAACCGCCAGGUGGGUGCCCGGGGGGGGGCGUCCUCAAGGUCUCGGGUGGCCACCAAGAGGUCACCAGGGGUGGCCAUGAGGUUGUCCUUGAGCCCAUGGCCACCAAGAGCUCUUCAGGGGUGGCCGUGAGGUUGUCCUUGAGCCCAUGGCCACCAAGAGGUCUCCAGGGGUGGCCGUGAGGUUGUCCUUGAGUCCAUGGCCACCAAGAGCUCUUCAGGGGUGGCCGCAAGGAUGUCAUUGAGCCCGUGGCCACCAAGAGGUCACCAGGGGUGGCUGUGAGGAUGUCCUUGAGCCCGUGGCCACCGAGAGCUCUCCAGAGGUUGCCAGGAGGUUGUCCUUGAGCCCAUGGCCACC